Xyrichtys novacula (pearly razorfish) is the source of this 669-nucleotide messenger RNA. Lineage: Eukaryota; Metazoa; Chordata; Actinopteri; Labriformes; Labridae. The record is from the annotation of a GenBank genome assembly.
AUGGAGCGCAUGAGACUGGAGUUUGACAGUUACUACCUCCGAUUCGAGCAGAAAUGCGGCGCACUUGGUUUGACAGAUGGUACAGACAGACAUUCGGCUAGAGAUGAACGGAGACACCUGUUCUGUAACAUUCUUGACAACAUCAGCGAUCAAAUGAAGGCUAGGUUUGGCCAUUUUGAUGAACUUGCUUUCCUCGGUUUGGUGGAUUGCGCAAAGUUCUAUGAAAUGUCACAACAUUUUGAUGACACGAAACUGCAGAGCCUGUCAAAGUAUGCCAAGUUUUUUGACUUUGUCAGACUGAAGGCCAAUCUCAUUGGACUGUAUAGCUCAAAAACGGUGAGGGAUGAAUGCAAAUCUCCUGGACAGCUUCUCAACUUUUUGGCCGAGAAGGAUCUUGUUGUAACUGUUCCUGAGGCGACAAAGUUGCUCCAACUCGUGCUCACGGUGCCAGCUACUACAGCGUCAGUGGAGCGGUCAUUCUCAGCCCUGAAGAGACUGAAAACAUACAGCAGGAACAGGACGGAUCAAGGAAGGCUUUCUUCCCUGGCAGUGAUCUCCAUUGAGACAGAGAGACUUUUAAAACUGAAGGAAGAUAAGGAGGACUUCUAUCGCAAAGUGACGGAUGUUUUUGUGCAGAAGGAGCGACGCAUGGACUUCAUUUAUACGUAA